Messenger RNA from Euleptes europaea (tarantolino), 1611 nucleotides. RefSeq names its product zinc finger protein 665-like. Gene Ontology annotation, molecular function: RNA polymerase II cis-regulatory region sequence-specific DNA binding; DNA-binding transcription factor activity. Gene Ontology annotation, biological process: regulation of transcription by RNA polymerase II. The coding region runs from base 1 to 1611 and encodes 536 amino acids. The record is from RefSeq and is a predicted model, not a curated record. The transcript has 5 exons. NCBI's taxonomy places the organism in Eukaryota, Metazoa, Chordata, Lepidosauria, Squamata, Sphaerodactylidae.
AUGAGGAGCGAGCCAGACUCAGCUGUUCCUGAAUCAAGAAAAGGCCUUGAUGCCACCAAGGCUGAGAGCAGAGCGGACAUGUGCGAAGGAGCCGUGCAGAAGAGCCUGGGAGACAACAGCCUCCUCCCUCGAGAUGGUCUGAAGACAUUUGAGGAGGUGUCUGUUCAUUUCACUGAGGAGGAGUGGGCCCUGCUGGAUCCAGACCAAAGAAGGCUUCACAAGGAAGUCAUGGAGGACAAUUAUCAAAAUGUGGCCUCUCAUUUCCCUGGAUUCAGACAUGCUGAAGUGAACGCAUGUUUUGCUUCAAGUUCAGAGCUUACUAUCCAUCAGCGUAUCCACACGGGGGAGAAACCUUAUAAAUGCUUGCAGUGUGGAAAGAGAUUUACUCAGAAUUCACACCUUACUAGACAUCAGCGUAUCCACACUGGGGAGAAACCUUAUAAAUGCUUGUGGUGUGAAAAGGGCUUUGCUGAGAGUUCAGAGCUUACUAGACAUCAGCAUAUCCACACAGGGGAGAAACCUUAUAAAUGCUUGCAGUGUGGAAAGAGCUUUGCUUGGAGUUCACAUCUUCCUAGACAUCAGCGUAUCCACACGGGGGAGAAACCUUAUAAAUGUGUGCAGUGCGGAAAGUGCUUUGCUCAGAGUUCACAGCUUAGUAUCCAUCAGCGUAUCCACACGGGGGAGAAACCUUAUAAAUGCAUGCCGUGUGGAAAGAACUUUGCUGGGAGUUCACAGCUUACUUUUCAUCAGCGUAUCCACACUGGGGAGAAUCCUUAUAAAUGCGUGCAGUGUGGAAAAAGCUUUGCUCGGAGUACACAGCUUACUAUUCAUCAGCGUAUCCACAGUGGGGAGAAACCUUAUAAAUGCGUGGAGUGUGGAAAGAGCUUUGUGUGGUGUUCAGAGCUUACUAGACAUCAGCAUAUCCACACUGGGGAGAAACCUUAUAAAUGCUUGCUGUGUCGAAAGAGCUUUGUUCGGCAUUCAGAUCUUACUGGCCAUCAGCGUAUCCACACUGGGGAGAAACCUUAUAAAUGCUUGCAGUGUGGAAAGGGAUUUGCUCGGAGAUCACAGCUUACUAAACAUCAGCGAUUCCACACUGGUGAGAAACCUUAUAAAUGCUUGGAGUGUGGAAAGAGCUUUGUCUGGCGUUCAGAGUUUACUGUCCAUCAGCGUAUCCACACAGGGGAGAAACCUUAUAAAUGCAUGAAGUGUAAAAAGAGAUUUGCUCAGGAGCUUACUAUCCAUCAGCGUAUCCACACGGGGGAGAAACCUUAUAAAUGUGUGCAGUGUGGAAAGAGCUUUGCUCAGAGUUCACAGCUUACUAUCCAUCAGCGUAUCCACACUGGGGAGAAACCUUAUAAAUGUGUGCAGUGUGGAAAGAGCUUUGCUCAGAGUUCACAACUUAUUGUCCAUCAGCGUAUCCACACUGGGGAGAAACCUUAUAAAUGCAUGCAGUGUGGAAAGAGCUUUGCUCAGAGUUCACAGCUUAGUAUCCAUCAGCGUAUCCACACUGGGGAGAAACCUUAUAAAUGCGUGCAGUGUGGAAAGAGCUUUGCUCAGAGUUCAUAUCUUACUGUCCACCAACGAAUCCACACGGGAGAAAUCUUAUAA